UUUUUAUUUUACGUCAAUAAUUACGAUACAAACACUUGAAAUUAUUUUUUUGUGUGAAAAUAAUUGUAUUAUACAUCAUCGUACCACGGUUUCUCAAUUUAUUAAUGUUUUGAGUUUUCACCACACGUUUGUGUACACGAUAGAACGUCGUUAUCAACAUUUGUGUGUCCGAUAAACGAUAACGUGAUAAGGUUUAGACGUUUUGAAAACUAACCGGCAUUAAUAAAUGUCCUUAGUUAUUCGCUUAGUUGUAGGUAGUCACACUUUCUUUAAACGUUACUAGACGUCUAUAAUGGUAAUAUUAUUUUCGUUAUUGCUCGACCACCGAGUUUAAUGUAACGAGAAAAAAAAUGAAAACACCUUGUGGAUACUGUGACCUACGCGUCGAGAGUGUCAACGGCGACAUUAUUGAUGCAUUUAUUAAACAUGGGUAUGCUUUGAUUGCUGUAAACACUACAGUGAAUUGUUCAUUACUAAGCAAUGGUAGUUUGAACAAAAAAAAAAGAAAAUUUGCAGAAAGUAAUGAUGAAAAUGACGAAGAAAAAGACUGGGUACCUACACCCAAGUUAAUUAAUGAAAAUGAUUCCAAAUUGACCAUUCUAAAUCGAUUAACAAUACAAAUAUCCAAUGUUGGACAAUUGCAAAAAAUUUUGUGUUCUCAAAAUUUCAAAUUGUAUAAUAUUCUUGCAGUAGAACCACUAAACGAUAAAGUUUUACAGGACAUAGUGACUUCUCCAUCAAUUGAUAUAAUAACUUGUAAUAUGAAAACAUCUAUUACUCCAAAGGACUAUACAAUCGCUGUUGAAAAAAAUAUUUAUUUUGAAAUAUCUUAUGGUCCAAUGUUAUUUAGUUCUAAUACACGUCAAGAUACUUUUACUUUAGCUCAUCUGCUUUAUAUUAAAGGAAAAUCAAAAAACUUAAUAAUUACAAGUGGAGCAGCUAAUAAACUAGACAUACGCAAUCCUCAUGAUGUGAUGAAUUUAGGUAUUUUAUUAGGUCUUUCAAGAAAACAGUCAACACAAUCAAUUACUCAAAGAUGUUAUUCAACUAUUUUAAAAAGCUAUGGUCGAAAAUUAGGGAAAUCUGCUAUACAUUUGAAACCAGUAAACCAGUGAACAACAAUACUUAAAACAAUUUUCGUUAUGUGUUAUUAAUUUGAUAUCAAGUUUUGAAUAUAUUAUAUUUGUAAUAUUUAUUCACUAAGUAUAGUAAGUUAUAAUUAAAUUGUUAAAUAAUGCUGUUUAAA
Molecule: messenger RNA, 1246 nt
Organism: Rhopalosiphum maidis (corn leaf aphid)
Lineage: Eukaryota; Metazoa; Arthropoda; Insecta; Hemiptera; Aphididae
Product: ribonuclease P protein subunit p30-like
Exons: 8
Coding region: 351-1115 (254 amino acids)
Biological process (GO): tRNA processing
Cellular component (GO): nucleolar ribonuclease P complex
Molecular function (GO): RNA binding
Source: RefSeq, a predicted model, not a curated record